AUGAAAGCAGCAGCAAGGCUGGAGAAUGUCGCCAUGACCGUAUCAGAGAGCAUUGUCAGAACAGAGGUGGAAAGAAUGGCCAAGGAGCGACAAAGUCGACCGAGAAUGACCACUGAACAGCGCUGCGGAGAAAAUUUGAAUGCCCAAGCACGACUGCAUCCAACUCAGCUAAGGCCGCCUCCACCUCUGUCUCCUGACUCUGUCAAAGCGACUCCAACGGCGCAGCAGAGCACAACGUAUCUACAAGAUGAGCCUGAGGACGAACGUGCUGCUAAAGAACUGAGCACAAUUGAGUUUGCCCCAGCCGAUAUCGCGGGUUGUGGUGACGUUGCUGCGCGUGACGCAGGUGUCAGCGACGCGGUCUGGGAGCAGCUCCAGGAGACGUGCAAGACGAGCAGCAGCGCGAGGUCAAGUACCAGGCGAAACUACGGGGAAAAGAAGGAGACGUGUAAUGAGGAGAUCCGGGAGCGAAUCAUCAAGAAUUGA
This is a messenger RNA of Cordyceps fumosorosea ARSEF 2679, 486 nucleotides long. RefSeq lists its product as hypothetical. Bases 1 to 486 code for a protein of 161 amino acids. NCBI's taxonomy places the organism in Eukaryota, Fungi, Ascomycota, Sordariomycetes, Hypocreales, Cordycipitaceae. The record is from RefSeq and is a predicted model, not a curated record. The transcript has a single exon.